AUGGACCUGCAACCAUGGACCUGCAACCAUGGAUCUGCAACCAUGGACCUGCAACCAUGGACCUCCAACCAUGGACCUGCAACCAUGGACCUCCAACCAUGGACCUGCAACCAUGGACCUGCAACCAUGGACCUGCAACCAUGGACCUGCAACCAUGGACCUGCAACCAUGGACCUGCAACCAUGGACCUGCAACCAUGGACCUGCAACCAUGGACCUGCAACCAUGGACCUCCAACCAUGGACCUGCAACCAUGGACCUGCAACCAUGGACCUGCAACCAUGGACCUCCAACCAUGGACCUCCAACCAUGGACCUCCAACCAUGGACCUGCAACCAUGGAUCUGCAACCAUGGACCUCCAACCAUGGACCUGCAACCAUGGACCUGCAAUCAUGGACCUGCAACCAUGGACCUCCAACCAUGGACCGCCAACCAUGGACCUGCAACCAUGGAUCUGCAACCAUGGACCUGCAACCAUGGACCUGCAACCAUGGAGCUGCAACCAUGGACCUGCAACCAUGGACCUCCAACCAUGAACCUGCAACCAUGGAUCUGCAACCAUGGACCUGCAACCAUGGACCUGCAAUCAUGGACCUGCAACCAUGGACCUGCAAUCAUGGACCUGCAACCAUGGACCUGCAACCAUAG
This is a messenger RNA of Knipowitschia caucasica, 648 nucleotides long. NCBI's taxonomy places the organism in Eukaryota, Metazoa, Chordata, Actinopteri, Gobiiformes, Gobiidae. The record is from the annotation of a GenBank genome assembly.